GUCAGAGAACACGAGUCUAUUCAUUGGCUGCCCAGAGACGUCGCUCCUCCCCCGGAAUUGCGUCACAAGGUCACCAGCCAAACGGGUCACUCGCAGCGGUUCCAAGAUGGCGGCCUCCUUGUGUCAGUGUUACCAGCUGUGUGUCAGGAGAAGUUCUGCACUUUUAGUUGCUCGUCAGUAUGCGUCUUUAUACGACAGAGCUCAUGUGUACAGGAUAUGUGGCCCGGCGGCUGCCACGGCGCAGGCGAGGUUUAUGUCCUCCGGUGGCGGUCGCAGAGGCUUUCUCGGAGAGUUUAUGGACAAUCUCAAGCAGGAACUGAGCAAGAACAAGGAGAUGAAGGAGAACAUCAAGAAGUUUCGCGAGGAGGCCAAAAAACUAGAGGAGUCGGAAGCCCUCAAGCAAGCCCGGAGGAAAUAUAAAACCAUCGAGUCCGAAACAGUUAAAACUUCUGACGUGUUGAAGAAAACACUCGGGACGAUAUCAGAGACGGUGAAGGAGGGUCUGGAAGAGGUCGGCCGCUCGGACAUCGGAAAGAAAAUCAAAGAAGGCAUGGAACAGUCGGCGGAGACGGUGUCUAAAGGGGGAGAAAAACUGGGAAAGACCGGAGCGUUUCGGGCGAUUUCACAGGGUGUGGAGAGUGUCAAGAAAGAGAUCGGUGACUUCGGACAGAUGGGCCCGUACCGGCCGCCCACCAGACUGAGGAAGAGGAGCGAUUUCUCCUCCAAGGCAGGAGGCGCAGAAGACAAAGUCUUUGAGGCCAACGAGGAGGCGAUGGGUGUGGUGCUGCACAAGGACUCUAAGUGGUAUCAGCAGUGGAAGGACUUCAAGGACAACAAUGCUGUUUUUAACAGGUUCUUCGAGAUGAAGAUGAAGUACGACGAGAGCGACAACGCCUUCAUCAGAGCGUCCCGUGCCGUCACUGACAAGAUGACUGACAUCAUCGGCGGCUUGUUCUCUAAAACAGAGAUGUCUGAGGUUCUGACCGAGAUCCUGAAGGUGGAUCCGAACUUCGACAAGGACUCGUUCCUGAAGCAGUGCGAGCGGGACAUCAUUCCCAACAUCCUGGAGGCCAUGAUCCAGGGAGAGCUGGACGUCCUGAAGGACUGGUGCUACGAGGCGACGUACAGUCAGCUGGCUCACCCCAUCCAGCAGGCCAAAGCCAUGGGUCUCCAGUUCCACUCCAAGAUCCUGGACAUCGAUAACAUUGACUUGGCGAUGGGGAAAAUGAUGGAGCAAGGUCCCGUCCUCAUCAUCACCUUCCAGGCUCAGCUGGUGAUGGUCAUCCGUAACAUGAAGGGUGAAGUGGUGGAGGGCGACCCGGAAAAGGUUAUCAGGAUGAUGUACGUUUGGGCAUUGUGUCGAGAUCAGGACGAGUUGAAUCCUUACGCCGCCUGGAGACUCUUAGACAUCUCCGCUUCCAGCACUGAACAGAUCCUGUAAACAAUGGCUUCCUCAAUGGGGACACGAGGGGAGGGAUCGGGGGUGUGGCUCAGCUAGGGGCGGAGCCACAAACAUCGGCUUGUUUUACAUAACUCCUCCCCUAGCGGUUUCUUCCAGAGCUCUACCACGAACCCCAGGGUUGUUCACGGUGAGCCAAAAUGGCCGACGGUUGGACUCAACGCCAUUGGACCAAAUCCCCAUCCGUCUGAAAGACUAAGAGACUCUUAGUUUAUGUUUGUGCGUAUUGUCUGUUGGAAAGGAAUGUGUAAAAUCGAUUGGUUAUCAAGUGCCAUUCUUCCAACCUGUCAAUAACAAUGUGGAAUAAUAAUAAUAAUAAUUAUAAUAAAAGUACGUAAUUUUCUAUUGGAUUGAAUCUGAAUAUAACUAAACCUCCCCAGGUGUCUUAAACUGAGAAACAGUUUGGAAUUGUUGCCACAAUGGUUGAUGUGUCUAUUUAUUAAAGAUUUGGUCCAGGUUAUGUAGUUUUAUCAAUUUCAGAUUGUAUCUUUAAGAUCGGCCUUAAUGUUUUCUUCUUUCGGAGUGUUUCAACAGAUUGUUUAUUAAGCCAUCAGUUGUUUUUUUUUAUACAUUUACGCCUCAUUAAUGUGGGGCUAAAAUUGCGAGUCGUCUUCAAAAUGACAAUAAGAUGAUAGAAUAUAAUUCAAUUUUCCUGCUGUAUAAAAAUGAAUUGCUGUUUGAUGUAGAACGUGUAAUCUAUAUUAAAAAUAUCCCACCCUUCACCAUAAA
Carassius gibelio (silver crucian carp) is the source of this 2188-nucleotide messenger RNA. Its product is annotated as mitochondrial import inner membrane translocase subunit TIM44. The transcript is spliced from 13 exons. Gene Ontology annotation, cellular component: mitochondrial inner membrane. Gene Ontology annotation, biological process: protein import into mitochondrial matrix. Bases 107 to 1441 code for a protein of 444 amino acids. The record is from RefSeq and is a predicted model, not a curated record. Gene Ontology annotation, molecular function: protein-folding chaperone binding. Lineage: Eukaryota; Metazoa; Chordata; Actinopteri; Cypriniformes; Cyprinidae.